Diaporthe amygdali is the source of this 651-nucleotide messenger RNA. RefSeq lists its product as uncharacterized. Lineage: Eukaryota; Fungi; Ascomycota; Sordariomycetes; Diaporthales; Diaporthaceae. The coding region runs from base 1 to 651 and encodes 216 amino acids. The record is from RefSeq and is a predicted model, not a curated record. The transcript is spliced from 4 exons. Gene Ontology annotation, biological process: mycotoxin biosynthetic process.
AUGGACCAUCAUGAUUCACCAAGCCUGGAGGACCUCUCGAUGCCUCUGAACGGAGACACAUACGAAGAAAAGGCUUUCCUGUCGCCCGUUCGAGAUUACACAGCUCGGCCGAGAAAAUGGUCGCGCUCGCAGGCCUUGCAUCUCACCCUUGACCUCUUCCUCCUGACUGUCAUCGGUCUCCUAGCUUCAUCGCUAUGGAGCGAAAAGUCUAAAGCAGUUCAACCAAGACGAAUUCUUGGCGAGGAUAUGCAUGGCUUCAUACCUAAGGUCUUGCGGAAUGGCUACGUCUUCACUAGCGGCGAUUUGCACGAAAGCUCUCAGUAUCCCCAACAUAGUGAGCUGGGCGAUGUCUUCACAGUGGCGGCACCACAUCAAGUGCAUUGUCUGGGGGCAAUCCUUGCAGACAACGGCGCUGUUAGGAACGGCCUCCCGCCAACGGCGGAUGUUGAACACAUCAUCCAUUGCUUCAACUACGUUCGACAAACACUCAUGUGCUUUGCGGACGCUACCACUGAAGGACACGGAUAUGAGGACCCGGAUGGUCCAGUCAUUGGCGUUGACCAUAUGUGCCGGGACUACCAUGCUCUUCGGAGCUGGGCUGAUGAGCCGUCAAGAGUUUUUCCAAAGAACGGCACAGUCCAGCCGUAUUAG